UAGACAUCCCAGUGUCAUUAAACAUUUGCAUCAGAGCCUCUUCAUGUUUGUUGUGUCGGCAAAUUUAAUCAAACUAGAGACAUUUUCUGUAUAUUGUGACCUUAUUUUAAUUAGUUGUGUCAGUAUACAAGAUUGUUUAGUUAGUUUUUCUUUCUAAACAUCUAUUUUUUUCAGUUAACGCACAUUUGUCCACACCUAAUUUUCGUAGCUAUUUAAUUUCAAUUAACUAUAAUAGACUUGUUUCAAAGUUGCAAAACAACAAGAGGCAACCAACAGAGCUCCAAACAGGCAGGGUCAUCAUACAAAAAUAGCUGACAUUUAACAUCAUGGUAACUAAUAAUAAGUAUAAAUUGAACUGAAUAACAUGUUUUAAGCCUGAUUCAGAUUUUUUAAUGGUAAAGAUCUUAAAAAGUGACAACAAUAAAUCAAAAUAAAAGGGAGUAAGUGUCUCACAGAGAAUGCUUUGGCACAAACAUUUAGCCUGUAAUGUAGGGUAGUAAAAUGUAGAGCAAAUAUAAUUAAACAAUUGAAUAAUGUUCUGAUUUUAUUUAUCUAUCUAUUAAUAUUUUACAGACUGGCUAAGCAAACAUUUUAAGUGGGUGGGGUUCUCAGUCAUUUUAACAUCCUGGCUGAUGCCAAAGAAGGAUGUGACUCACAAGGGCGUAGGUUUCAUUUGAACAUCAGGGGGGCACAUAUAUGAUCAUACUGGAUGAAUGUGUUAUUUGGUGUGACCAGUCUUCCCUCCACAUUAAUGUGUCUAAGACCAGUGAGAUUAUUGUUUUUCGGAGGAAGGCCCUGCCCUGUAUUUGGGUACUGUACUCUAUGACAAGUUGAAUUUCGACGUGAACACUGACAGCGCCUAUAAGAAGGCAAACCAACAGCUGUUCUUUUUAAGGAAGCUGAGGCGUUUCGAUGUAGAUGGGACAAUCGUGCCUUAAAAACAAGAACAAGUUGGAAUAAGUGCUCAAGUUGUGCUGUGAGAUCACUGGUGUUACUUUUAAUAACCUGCAGCAUCUGUAUAAAGAGAGGGUCACCUCUACAGCUCGGUCUGUUGUCUCAGACUCUCAGCAUCCCCUCCAUGUUGAGUUUUAGAUGCUUCCAUCAGGGUGGAGGUUUUUCCUCCCUGAAUGCAGCACUAAGCGUUACAGAUCGUCCUUUGUCCCGUCUGUUAUUGCUUAUCUUAACCAGCAGUGACCACUCAUGUCCAUGAUUUACCUCUGACAGUGUGUGAUACUGGAGUCUGUGUGUUAGGUGUUAUACUGUCUGUAUCUCAAAUUGCCCUUCAGGGACAUUAAAGUUACCUUACCUUACCUUACCUUACCUUACCACACAUGAAACAACGGGGUUUGGAGGUCCUCCACCGGAAAACUUUAUUUACACCAUUAGUGGUGUAAAUAUCUUAAACGUCAAAAUAAAAAUCCUCUACUACGUUAAUGUUUUUUUGUGGGGGGCAAAUGCACAUGGUCCAAAUAUUGAGGGGGAUGUGUCCCCUGCAUUUGCCUCUGAAAUCUAGACUUAUGGCACUCAAGUAUGGGUGUUGAUUAUUACUGCUAACUUGCAAACGAAAUAAUGAUAAUAACUUCAUUUGUAUAGCUCAGUUCAUAGAGGAAGUGAAACUCACAGUGCUUUACAUAACCAAAUGAGAAAAUACACAUAAAAGACAGGUUAAGAUAGAGUAAAUAAGAUUCAAAUACCAACUCACACUCACACAGACACACAUAUUUUUUCUCCCCAUGGGUAUGGGACUGAUGUGUUACACAGAGAGUUUAUAGCUAUUGUUAAUUUUCAACUCUUUUAUACGUAGACGUAAAAUGCUGUUAAAAAAUACACAGUUUACAACAUCAUACAACCACAAUACACUAUAAACAUGGAAGGCACAGUAAGAGACAUAGACCACAUAGUUGCUUUAAUAGCCUGACCCCUGCUCUGCAUACACAGUGCUCUGAUAGACCCAUCACCACUCUGUGACUGUGGGACUAUGUGCUGACCUGUCCACGUGAGGCGCUAGUUGCUCAGACAUCAGCCGGCGGAUGAUGAUGAGGUAGAUCUGCGGCGUGUAGAUCCGCGCGGUACCGCGGCGCUCACCGCUCAUCUAUCCGCUGUGCUUCUGUGUGGGGCGGUGAGCUCGGCAGCGUCGCGCCUACCCACCUCCACCACCACCAGCUCCAGGAAUGGACUGACUUUCUAGCUUCACCACUGCUGACAAAUCCACUCUGUUCCUCCACCACUCCUCGGAUAAACGUUCAGAGUUUAACUCCAGCUCGGGGUUUUUAAUUUGAAGUUGCCGUUUAAGCGACAACGCAGAUUUUCCUCUCACGCGACUUAUUUGUAGCCGUUGGACGAAGCGGGAUUCAACUUAAACGAACCCGCAGACAUUUUGUUAUUUCAGAGAAUUAGACCGUUUUUUUCGUCCUCCUCCUCUUCUUACUUUUUUCAUCAGUGUAGUCGCAGCUGGCUGAGGCGAGCCAACUGUUAAAGGACCACCACACGGCGAAGAGGGGGAAACCAUUACCCUCCCUUGCUCGCUAGCUUAAACCCAAACACCGCUGUGUGCUCAACGGUUUUAAUUUACAUGCGUUGAGCUCGCUUCGCUGCCGCUCGUGCGUUAACGCGGAAGGCUUCGCAACAGCAAUGGAUCAUUUUGACUGACAGCUUUUGAAGAAUUAGCUAGCUUAGCCACUGAUGGUGGUUUCCUGUUCACAGACACAGUAAAUACGGGGUCGGGACAGGUACAGCUUGAAUGGUCUUGCAUCACCCAGACGAGACGCCGACUCUUUUACCUCGCUGAGUGCAUCACUUGUAUUCGGCUUAAUUUUUUAGGGGGGUCGCUAGCUACCGUUAGCUAGUCAUCCUGCUAACGCUGGACAGCUCCUGUGUAAGGCAGGGCUAGCUUUGGACAAAGGACCAACGCAAGGAAAAAUAUAAACACAGGGCACUCAGUUGGUCGUGUUUGGGAAGGAAAGCAACAAACAAGGAAUUGACAUGAUGUUUCCACAAUCAAGACACUCAGCUUCAUCGCAGCAGCUGAAAUUCACAACCUCUGACUCCUGUGACAGGAUCAAGGAUGAGUUCCAGUUCCUUCAAGCACAAUACCACAGUUUGAAGCUCGAGUGUGACAAGUUGGCCAGUGAGAAGUCAGAGAUGCAGCGCCAUUAUAUCAUGUACUAUGAGAUGUCCUACGGACUUAAUAUUGAGAUGCACAAACAGGCUGAAAUAGUGAAGAGAUUGAACGGGAUCUGCGCACAAGUCCUCCCCUACCUGUCUCAGGAGCACCAGCAGCAGGUCCUGGCGGCCAUAGAGAGGGCCAAGCAGGUCACCCCCCCAGAGAUGAACUCCAUCAUAAGGCAGCUCCAGGCUCACCAGCUGUCUCAGCUCCAGGGCCUGGCCCUGCCCAUGACCCCCUUGCCACUGGGCCUGAGCCAGCCGACCCUCCCGGCCGUCACCACCUCCUCCGGUCUCUUCUCCCUCUCCUCCCUGCUGGCCUCCCAAGCCCAGCUGGCCAAGGAGGAGAAAGCAUCACGCGACGGAGUCGACAGCCACCGCGAGGAGGACGGAGACAAGUCCGAUUAGAUGGUGUCCCCAUUCAGCUCUGUUUUUGUCCAGAGACCUGAAUCCCCCAGAUCUGAGCUCCCUUGGCCUACAGCCUCUCCCCUGGUCUCCCUCUCUCUGACCUUAGCUAACAUGGGCUUUAAUCCUAUCACACGGCUCCAGCUACAGACCCCUAACCAACUCUCAUUACUGGGAGGGCUUUGGCACCUGCCCCUUAUAUCAGAUGAGUCCUGACUGCUUCAUAUUUACAUCCAUAGGUUGUUUCUUUAUCCUCCCUCAUCUGUAUCAACAUCAGAGUGUCUCCUGUGUCUUUUUCUUCAAAUGUCCCUUUUUUGUAUCUGAUUAAGCUUCUGUUUUAUGUUUAUUUUCUUUUUUAUCAGGACUCCUCUCUAUUUCUGUUCCUUCCUGCCUUCCUGUCGCUCCAUCUCUCAGUUCUUAUUCCUGUUUAGUUUCUGUUUUUUUUUUUCUCUUCCUCCCACUCUCACCCACCUCUUGCCUCUGUUCUAAGCGGGUCCUUGUUAUGCAGGACUGAUCUGUGAGACUGAACGCACCGUACCGUAGGUGUUAAAACAGGCUAAACGUUAAACACAGGGAUUCUUUGGCAGGCUGUAACACUUGUCAGACACAACAUAGGAUUCCUACAAACUUCCAAUUUUCCUAAGAAGGAGGUCUGACAGAGAUCAGUUGAUAUUUUUGGCAGUACAGAUUGCAUGCAUUCAUUCCAAGCCACAACUUGGCUUUGAGUUUAAACGGUGGAUUGUAAUGGAUCAGAGAAGCGUUUAAACAGUGUCCUCGUGCCCCGGCUAAAGAGAGAAACAUCCCACACACACACACACACACAAGUCCAAACCAAAACCUGCUGCUUUCAGAGCAGGAUCGUUGUAUCAAGAAUACGUCUCCAGAUUUUGUGUAUAAUCCUAAAUUUAUAUUGAGAAAGGGAAAGCACCUUCAUGCUGAGAGCUGUCGGAGCAGAUAACAAACCCACAUUAGUAAGUAAUCCCCCUCGACUUAAGAUCCUCACCUGACCCCGUGAGGUACGUUAGAUAAAUCCACCCAGCACCUUAACAUUUUCCCCAGUAGUUAAGUGAACAGAGAUGCCGCACCUCCCCGCCACCUUUUGCAUCUUUAAUGUGCACUAAUAUUAGAGCGGGCACCGAAAGGAGACAGUGUGCAUGUUGUGUGUUUGACAGCAGAGGGCAGUGUGUGUCUUCCUCCUCACUGGGUCCAGAGCAAAACAAGGACAGGACAAAGACAGAGUACAGGCUGUGUCACGAGGGGGAAUGGCUUAUUUAUCCACUCUGUGUGUACUAACUUAAUAUACAGAGACUUGACUGGUGACAUUAAUCUCUGCAUGCGGUCAGUCCCAGUCUCUGUCGUGAUCCAGUUCUUGAGAAAAACUCUGUUUUGUGGAACACAGAAACACAACUGGACGUGUGCUUUUGACCCCUUCUGUAAAAUCUGAUUUAAAUACUGUACAUUUUGAUUCACUGUACAUAUACAGGUCUGUCACACAUCAGACUAACACUACAUUCUAACACCUACGUACAACACCGAGUGAGAAAUUUCCACAACCCAACACAAUUAUAUCAGUGCAGAUCACACAGCUGAAGCACUGGCGUCCUCCACAUCUGUUCCGAAGAGUAAAAACUCCCCCACAGCCUCACAGGCCCUGUUUUCAAUUAGCUUGUCCGAUUAGGCCUCUUGUCAGGUGGAAGUUGGCUGAAACUAUGCUUGGAAAAAUGUGAAGUAACCAAACUCUGGUUGUGCUCAGAAUCUCAGUAGCAGAUCUUUACAGCGCCCUUAAAAGUUCCCACAAAUCCAAACUCCACAGGGAAACUUUAAGGCACUUGUGUGAUUGAAUUGCCCAGCUUGAAUUGACAGUUUUAUACUUCCCAUUACAUUUAGAUUUAAUUACGUAAAGAUACAACUUUGAUAAUCUUUUUAUUUUCUGUUCUCUUUGGCGGCACCUGUGGUGAUAAGCAGUAAUUGCAGGUGUGUUUUUGGCUCGUACUUUCCAGAGACCGAAUUAGUUUCUUUUAAUUUGGAUUUGCACUUGUUUCUGAAGUUUUGUAGUCUCAAGUCAUCGCUCUUUUCUCUGUUUGGUGAGUCACAAUAACCGUUUGCCUGCAACGCUUGCAGAGACCAGGAAAAAACAGCCCGCCGUCUCGCAUACAAGUGAGUUGAAGAGCAAUUCAUUGCGUUAGCUCUGCCUACCCAAUCUAAUGGAGCAACCACUGCUUGGUGAUGGAAAAUGCGUCACUAACUGUGCAUCACUUGUGAUUUUUCUUGGGAACAUUGCCACAGACGCCCAGUUCAUAAUACUGCAAAUGCAGGGACUCUUUUCCGUGGGUAAUAUUGCAUAACCUUAUGUGGUGAUAGUGACUUAACAGAUAUUUGUUUAAAUGAAAAUCUUAAAAAAAAAAUGUGGCCGACAUUAGGCGUCCAUAUUCCUUUGGCUUUCAGGCGCUUCUGUGUUAAGUCAGACACAUCAGGGCUUUCAAAAAGAUAUCCUCAGUCGCCAAUUACAAUGUUGAUGUUGACGUUAAUGCUGUUUACAGGUCAGAAGCUGUACCUCCGAUAUGACACGAAUGCGGCAUAACAGAAGCAACUAAACCACUAGAAAGCUGCAUUGGUAUAGUUCCUUUAGAACCGUUGAAAGUCGUACCAACAUGUACCUCAUCCGUAGACGUGUCGGUGAAGAUACUCAGUCAUCUAGGUCAUGGUAAUCAUAAGUGCUAUAUUGUAGGCAACUGGACAGUCCGGAACUGAAGACGCUUUUUGGAUGAGAGGCAAAAUGUCUUCUAGAAACACAAGCAAGUCCAGUUGCCUACGAUGUAGCACUUAUGCUUAUCCAUAGAGCUGUUUUGCUUUUCCACCACAGACAGCCUCUCAGUGUAGGUGGGGUUGUUAUCAGAUGGUAGUAGCCACAUCACUGCUCAUCCAGUUCUUACUGUAUUUUCUCUUUACUGAUGAUUCAGAGGAAUGUCUGAGCCUCAUUGUUCGUGCACAGAAUGUGGUUGCGAAACAUUUUCCAAACAAAAAGAACAGGCUGGAGUGUUUAGAGUAUCAGUCACCAUCGACUGGAUAUUUAAAAAUAGUUGGUUUGAUGUUCUUGAGUGCAACAGUGACAAUUCACUUGACCAUACAACAGACUGCAGUGUUUCUAGCUCCACCUUUUAGUGUCGGAUCAGUGUGCUAGGUACCUCGACAAAGGUGUCGUGUUGAUACUAUUCACAACAAUGGAAACGCAAAAUAACUGUUCUAAUGUGUAACAAACUGAACUGAACCGAAUCAGACUGCUUGGUGGAAAGAAGAUGAGUGAGAUCCUAAGAAGAGGUCUAAUCAGACAACGUGUAAACACCUGUGUAGGUUGACUAUGGGGGUGCAGGGGCUUUAACGGGUCCAGUAGCAGCCAAAACAGCCCUAUAAGACGUCUUCUUUUGACAACAUGAGACGGGAUGGAACACGUACGUCUCCUUUAGGGUGUUUGCAAACACAUAUUUCCAGCAGAUGAACCCUCAGUGGUGAUCGGACCCCCUGACAUUUGGCGGCGGCCUGUAUAUGAAGUUGUUUUAUACAAACCCCACACAGAUACACAGAAACAUUUCUUACCCUCCUCUCUCUGGUUUUAAGGCUACACUGUGAGAAUGAAUUGAUGUAACGUAUGAGAUGCUUUGAUUUUUGGAGAAACACCACUCAGAACGUUGUUUGGCACGAUGAUGAUGAUAAAGCACAUUUUAUUGUUGAAGUCAUUCAGAAAGCAAAAGUAAACAAACUGCACAUUAGAAUGAAACCCUCCAUGUGUCUAUAAGUUCAGCUGACUUCCUGUUGGUGACGGUGGUGGGAUGAAUCCUUCGAUGAUGCCCAUUGUUGUGUAUGUAUGUGAAUACAUAAACAAGGUGUGUAUAAGCAGCUGUACAGGUUUGAUACACACACACAAACACAGACACACAGAUGAAAUGCAUUGCUGUUGUUCCUACAACUGAAGCUAACACGCUAUUCUGCUUGUGAAUUAAGCUCGCAGCACACCGUCCUCCCACAUACUGUAUGUGUCUAGCUACAAACUGUACUUGUCGUAGUGAUAUGCAGAGCGUGUAGACAAAGCGACACACACACACACACAUCAAUGCAUGUCUGCUGGGGAACUGAGAUUGAUUUCUUUCUAGUGGAGACAUUUUUUCGAAAGAAUGUUUGGUCCAAACUUUCUGUGAUCAAUGCACUUGUUUUUUUUUUUGUUUUUUUAUCCUCUUUGUUUUUAAAUAUUAAUCGAUAUGAACUAGAAUGAGAGUUACAAAGCUGACGUUAUAAACAUACAAAUGAAAUUCUAUGUAUUUGUUAAAGUAGUUGGAGGCGCCGGCCUCUGUAUACAGUUAUACAUAGAAAGCUUUAUGUGUAUAUAGCUGCAUCUUUUCUUGUCUGUCCUGGAUGAUUCUUGUGCUAUUGUGUUACAAAACUGAUGUGACACCAGGGGGGAAACUGCAGUACGUUGACCUUUUGCCCUUUGACCCUCUUUCUGGCCCCCACCCUCUCUCCGAUCCCCUUUACUCCCACACCACGUCCCACCUUCCCGACUUUUGGCCCCCAUAGCGUGAAGCAUUGUAAGCGUUUUGAGCUUUGUAAAGGUCUUUUUUUAAAUACUUAUUUUGUGCAUAAUGUAAAACCUGAAAGUGUGUACUUUGGCAAAAAAAAAUGUUUUGUGUCUGAAAUCAUAGCUUCAUUGAAACAAAAAAAAAAAAGAAACUAUAAAAAAAAAAGUACAACAAACAUUUACUAUAAAUAAUAUGAAAUGUUCUGCAGUAAGGAAGGACUUCUGGUGCCUUACAAAUAAAGUCAAUCAAAUCAUAAGAA
Molecule: messenger RNA, 8397 nt
Organism: Epinephelus moara (kelp grouper)
Lineage: Eukaryota; Metazoa; Chordata; Actinopteri; Perciformes; Serranidae
Gene: tle5
Product: TLE family member 5, transcriptional modulator
Exons: 7
Coding region: 2983-3570 (195 amino acids)
Biological process (GO): negative regulation of canonical Wnt signaling pathway; regulation of DNA-templated transcription
Cellular component (GO): nucleus; transcription regulator complex
Molecular function (GO): transcription corepressor activity; protein binding
Source: RefSeq, a predicted model, not a curated record